AUGACAAAAAAACAUUUGAGAAUUGCAGAAAAUUUAAGAACAAUAUGUCCUAUUUCUUCCAAUAAAUAUCGUAAAGAAUGGCCUUCAGUGUGGCUAAACUAUGAUGUUCGAGUGUAUCAUUGGUUGUUUUUGACUCUCAUUAAUCUGUUUAUGAAGUAUCAGCUAAUGAGGGCCAAUCAAUAUGAUAAAGUAUUGAUUGACUUAAGACCAUGUAAUUCCAAUUAUCAUGUUUCAGAAGAAGGCGAACAUCCUUGUUUGAAUAUAAUUUACAUUGCUGCAUCCGUUAUUGUUUUAAGAUAUUUACUGGGACUAGAUUUCGAAUUUAAUUCGCGUAACUUAGACGCACAGCAGCAUACUAGCUCUGAUGAUAGACACAUAUUAACCAGAACAUCCAACUACAAUGUUUUGGAUGUAGAUCAGGUUAAACAUAAAGUUGAUUAA
Mucor mucedo is the source of this 441-nucleotide messenger RNA. RefSeq lists its product as uncharacterized. The coding region runs from base 1 to 441 and encodes 146 amino acids. The record is from RefSeq and is a predicted model, not a curated record. The transcript has 6 exons. Lineage: Eukaryota; Fungi; Mucoromycota; Mucoromycetes; Mucorales; Mucoraceae.